AAUAUUCACAGUGUCGAGUCGAUAGCAGUCAAGGAAGCCCGCACCGAGUGAGCAAAACCGGACGGUGUUACACGAAGUUGCCGGUGCAGUGGCGCCAUGCAAUCAUUAAGCAGCAUUUUAUCGCGAUGUGGCUUAUUGUCACGCGGUGCUGCUCUGUCUGGGUGUCGCGGAACAAUCAACUCGCUCACCGCGUCGUCUCAAACCUGCGCUGUGCCGUCGAUGGUUGCGGAAGGAUCAUCAGCUGCCACCACGAGUUGUAGUGGGCGAGGGUUGGUGACCUGGACGCGGCAGGGUCCUGGCGCCUCCUCCGCCCUCGGGGCCUCCUUGCCAGGGUCGUCCGUGCCAACCUUCGCCCGUCUUUGCCCAAAUCUCUCCGUUACAGCAGCUGUGCAGCUACCAGGAGGCGUGCUACUGCAGCGGGCAGGCCUGCACUCGUUGGUAGCGUCCCGAGCUGGCAGCGCCGCCGGCGCCGCCUCCGCCGCGCGCUCCUUCGCCAGCCCGCUUGGGCCGCUGCUAGCACCCACGGCCGGCGCCAGUGCGGCCGCCGCUGGCGCUAGCCCUGGCAGCAGCAGCGGCCUCCUACUGGGCGGCUGGUCGGCGUGUGCGGGCCCGGUCCGGUGGUGCCAGGCGGGUCAGCUGAGCAAGCAGCGGGUGUUCAAGCGCGAGGGCAUCAACGACGUCAUCAUGCCCAACACCACGCAGCUGCGCUACGGCACCUACGGCAUCCGGGCCAUGGCCAGCAAGCGCGUGGGGGCGGCUACCAUCGAGGCCGUGCGCCGCACGCUCCGUCGCAAGAUCAAGAAGACGGCGCGGCUUUGGAUCCGGCUGUCGGCGGUGGUGCCGGUCACUCGGAAGCCGCUGGGUAUCCGCAUGGGCAAGGGCAAGGGUGUCAUCGACUUCUACGCCACGCCCGUGAGGCCGGGCCAGAUCAUCUUUGAGAUGGACCGCGUGCCGCGCAAGGUGGCCCUGCAGGCGCUCACGGCCGCGCAACAUAAGUUCCCCGUGAAGCUGGGCUUUGUGGAGUGGAGCUAAUGUGAUUCGAGCUCAAGAACGCUGAGCAGUUGAGCUGCGGAUGUAAAUGCUGACAAGGGAGUUGAAGAAAGAGUAUGAACAGGAAUGGGAGCAGCAUGGGAUGGGAACAGAAGUGCUAUUGUAGCUAGGUGCCCUCGAGUAGCACAUGCCGCAGGUUAGGUGGGCGCGAAAGGUCAGGACAAGAAGUUGCCUUAAUGAGUGGAUAGCGCGAUGGCAGUGGGAUCAAAACGCGUGUGGCGUUCGCGUCGGCUGGGCCGGGAGGGCCUUACGGCGGCAUGGGCCGUGUGGGUUUGGAUCCUGCCGGCUACCCCUCCUUGAACAGUUUUGGAAUUUCAUCCCCUCUGUUUUACUUGAUAUGUAUCACACCUGACAUUGAACGCGUAGACAACUGCUCAGCGGCCUUCGACCGCGCGCGGACUCAGGCGCGGACUGAGUUGCAGAGGCCGAGUAACUGCGCGUAACAUUAAGGUCUUCUGAAA
This is a messenger RNA of Chlamydomonas reinhardtii, 1511 nucleotides long. RefSeq lists its product as uncharacterized. The record is from RefSeq and is a predicted model, not a curated record. The coding region runs from base 220 to 1032 and encodes 270 amino acids. The transcript has 4 exons. Gene Ontology annotation, biological process: mitochondrial translation. Gene Ontology annotation, molecular function: structural constituent of ribosome; rRNA binding. NCBI's taxonomy places the organism in Eukaryota, Viridiplantae, Chlorophyta, Chlorophyceae, Chlamydomonadales, Chlamydomonadaceae. Gene Ontology annotation, cellular component: mitochondrial large ribosomal subunit; ribosome.